GAGGUGUGUCUUUCAAAAAAGUUCUCCCCAACCCCUCCCAUUGCUCCCUUUCUAACCUUAAUCUCAAUCAUUUUCGAGGGGUUCUAGAACUCAGUUAGUCUUCUGGAGAUUUUCCCACACAUACACAGAUACCAACCUCAGGCUGAUCUCUUAAUCUCUCACCUAGUUGGGUAUCCUUCUACUGCGGCCGUACUUUACUCACCUUUGACAUCCCCUCCUCACAGGGACCUCAGAGUCAGUGGUUAUCUCUGUAAACAUGGAGGAUUCCACUGAACAGUCUCACUGGGUGUCUCCGGCUCUGCUCAGCUCUGAUCCCCUGGCCAGCUUCUCCUCAGAGCCUGGCUUACUACCUCCAGGAGAGGAGGGAGAGCCCUUCUUCUCCAACCAUGAGACUGAUUUCACCAGCCUGCCCUCCUACUUCUCCAACCCCAGCCAUAGCAGGGCUCCAUCAGCCUACAGACACAGCUCAGUUCGCCAAGUGUACUCCUCGCCCUCUCUCCCAAGCAAUCUCCAAUGGCUGGAAGGGCCUGGAAGCCACUCUCUGAGCUCUCCUUACAACCCAUCAACCUCUACUUGGACCAGUAACCCUUUCACCAAGACUCCACUGCACCCACACACCCCAACCUCCCUUUAUGCCUCCAGUGCCACAUCCUCGUUUUCCUGCAGAAAUGGGUACUCCUCUCCAGGCAGGGAUGGCAAGGAAAGUCCCAGGCUUCAGGAGGCCUUGAAGGCAGAGCGCUUGAGUCCUUUAGGGGGAGGUGGUGGAAGCAGUUUUCUGAAUCUGACUUCAGCUGCUGGGGGUGUUUACACACCAUCUCCCCACUCCCACUCGCAGAUGCUGGGCCCCUACAGCUCGUACAUAACCUCUCCACAGGACUACAGCACAGCAGGCCUCUACUCUCCAGGGGCAUGGAUUAACCCCUCCUCCUACUCCCCCAAACUACGUAAUAAGAUGAGGCUGUCCCCACCAGACGCCAGGGAGUGCGUCAACUGUGGAGCCACUAACACCCCUCUAUGGCGUCGAGAUGGGACAGGACACUACCUGUGUAACGCCUGUGGGCUUUAUCACAAGAUGAAUGGCCAAAACCGUCCCCUGAUCCGGCCAAAGAAAAGACUGAUUGUCAGUAAGCGGGCUGGGACACAAUGUGCCAACUGUAACACCAGCACCACCACAUUGUGGAGACGGAACGCCAGCGGUGAGCCUGUGUGCAACGCCUGUGGACUCUACUUCAAGCUGCACAACGUCAACAGACCCCUUACUAUGAAGAAAGACGGUAUCCAAACACGAAACCGUAAAGUGUCCAACAAGAACAAGAAGGGCAAGAUGAGUGCCAUGUUGGAGCAAUACCCUGACCUAUCACAGGGUCCUACCCUCGAUUACCACGGGGGCCCUUACUCCCUGGGCCCAGGGUCACUGCUCUCCUACAGCCACACCCCUCACUUCCUCCCCCCCCCUUCCGGUCUGCACCCAUCUGCCAACCUGUCCUACACCCAACACCCAAACACUGCCAUGGUGCCCACUCUGGUGUGAAACAGUCCUAGGCAUAUGCAGACCCAUAAAGGCAGCACCAUACAGAGCAUACAGACACAAAGUAGCCUACUGAGGAAAAGCUUCUUUGUAGCAAUGGAUGCCCUGUACAUAAAUGCAUUUAUACUUGCUUACCAAUUUUGUGUGUGAAGUUGAUCUUGUCUAAACACUGGACAUAAUAUGGUGGCAAAUUUUUUCAAGAUCAAAAAAUGUAAACUUUUACAGAAUAAUUUGACUGUAUUUUGUUAAAAGGCAUAUUCUAUGUUUAUGAAAAGUAAAACAAUAAAAGUAAAGUUUAUACAUCCCACUGUGAUCAUUGAUACGGCUAACACUGGUAUGAGCUUGUAGCUGUAUUUUGUAAAUAUGCACCGAAUACAGUUGCCAUAUCCCUUUCAAAUGUUUAUGAUUUUAGUAGACCAAUGUGAAAGGGCAUUCAAAUGUGAAAUUGUUUUGCAUUUGCUACAUUUCUAUAUUUGUCAUUUCUUACAAGCUCCACAUAAACAAUAAAACAUGAAUGGUAAUAUUAAGAAAACUUCUAUACUACUUCUGGUUAAUUACUAAACAAAUACCUGGGUUUUAGGCACAAGUUGGUCGUUUUCAAUGUGUAAAUGGUAUUUAAAUUAUCAGCACUGUUUCAGGUGCUGCAGUGAGUAUCACUAUAGUGGCAUUGUACUCUCACUUGCUGAGGUAUAAUGGUGUCUUUGUCCAGGUUCUGUUGGGGGAAGGCUCUGACAGCGGAAUUGUAUUGGAAGCACCAGACAUGCAAAUCCUCGGUUUUCCAUUAAGCUGCGGGAAAGUGACAAAACAUUUAACUCAAGUGAGGAACUUGUGCCAGGUUCUAAAUGUAGAUUGAUGUGGCAUUACUUACCGUUAGGUGAACAAAAAAUGACACGCGCACAAACACACACACCAUGGGCACACACAGCGUUCCACAAACACCUGUAUGCUCAUGGUGUUUCAUGCAUUACACAAUUUCCCUGCUGUUUGCUAUGGUGCGUGAACACAAAGGUCAUGUAUUAACAACAAACAACAUUUGCUUUGUAAUAACUCAGAAACAAAUAUUUGUAAGUCGCUCUGGAUAAGAGCGUCUGCUAAAUAACUUAAAUGUAAUGUAAAUGUAAUGAUAUGAGAGUUUGAUAUUCUGAUUAAAAUCAGCUUACAAGCAGAAUAAAUAUGUUAAAAUCAAUAUCAUGUGAUAAUAUC
This is a messenger RNA of Oncorhynchus gorbuscha (pink salmon), 2731 nucleotides long. RefSeq names its product erythroid transcription factor-like. The record is from RefSeq and is a predicted model, not a curated record. Gene Ontology annotation, cellular component: nucleus. The transcript is spliced from 6 exons. The coding region runs from base 257 to 1531 and encodes 424 amino acids. Gene Ontology annotation, biological process: positive regulation of transcription by RNA polymerase II; cell fate commitment; negative regulation of transcription by RNA polymerase II. Gene Ontology annotation, molecular function: zinc ion binding; RNA polymerase II cis-regulatory region sequence-specific DNA binding; DNA-binding transcription factor activity, RNA polymerase II-specific. NCBI's taxonomy places the organism in Eukaryota, Metazoa, Chordata, Actinopteri, Salmoniformes, Salmonidae.